AUAAACUAAUCUGUGUGUCUGAUAUUUCUUUUUUCGUGAUAAAAUAGCGAUUUAUAAUGUCAGCAGGCAUAAGAUAUUUAUCAGAGUUAUCAGAAAAGAUUUCUUAAUGUUCAAGGAUUCAGGAAAAUUUAACAUCAGAUAAGGAUAGCGCAGUUUCAUCAACCAUGAUGGCGCCAACAGAUGAAGAAGAAGAAGACGUCCUGUUCGACCACCGCGCGUAUCGCCGCAGUAAUAAGACUGACAACGUGCCGACAGAUCCUGUUAUGACCAUCGAAGAUGAAGAAGACGAUGUCAUCUUUGACCAGGCACAUCUGCUGCCGAAUCAUGUCCACAAAGGAGGCGAGUUUGGCAGCAGUAAAUGCUAUCGAAUUUGGACGACGAUGCUGCUUUUCCUUGCUUUCUGUGGUCUGGGCCUUUGCAUGGCUCUCCCAGGACCAACGCUCCUCGAUCUUCAAGAACGUACAAACACCGACACAGAGGACAUAUCACGCAUUUUCAUUGGUCGAUCCACGGGCUAUUUGAUUGGCUCAGUGAUCGGCGGACUUCUGAUUGACAUGAUGAACAAGUCGUUCCUCAUGAGCAUGUUUCUGUUGCUGAUGGCGAUCGGCACGGCAAUUCUCCCAUGGUGCACCAGACUUUAUCUACUUAUCAUCACCAUCGCAUUCCAGGGUGUGUCUAUGGGAUUAGUGGACACAGCUGGAAACCUGAUGUGCGUCCAAACCUGGGGUCGGAAGAGUCCCCCCUACAUGCAGGCAUUGCACUUCUUUUUCGGACUUGGUGCAUUUGUAGCACCGUUGAUUGCCGAGCCCUUCCUGUCACAGAGGAACGCCACAGUAGUUCUCUCGCUAAAUGCGACAUUCACUGACAUUCCUGAAACAGUGUUUUUGUCAACGACUCCCAAGGGCCCAGUGAUGGGGAAUGUCCUUCCAUUGUCGGGACGUGACAUCGGCCAUCUUGGUUUGAAGCAUGUUCACCGCCGGGACAUCAGUGAGAAAAAUUUGCGUGAUACAAAACAUGCAAGUUCAUUGUUGGAAACUAAUUCCAAUCGAACUACGGAAAAGAUAAAAAAGCCCACAUUUGCCAAUGGAAAAUUCUUGACAUCUGACCCUAAAGUGGCUGAUGGAAAAAAUCUGAAGGUUUUGCAUGAUGUGGGCAAACCCCAAGGAGCACCCUCUGGUGGUUCUGAAAUAACUGAAAACUUGGAGCCUCAUUCUGUAGGCGCAGUGGCUCCGGGGCAGAAUUCCGGAGAAAAUGUCGACACGGAGCCCCCAGGUGGACUUCCUGGUAAUCCAGUUGUGCAAAAACGUAUUGAGAAGCCUGGGGAUAAAGAGUUGGGCGAUAAACUUGAAACUACAACGCCGCACUUAAGGAGCAAUGCAACUCUGCCGCCGUUACCUACAACUACUACAUUAAUACCUAGGCCUAAAAAGCCUUUAACAAACGGAAGGAUAUUGAGCAAGAACAAAGACGUUGCUGCCGGUAAAAAUGUCCCGAGGAAAUUGGUGGAUAAUGUACAAAAAGGGCUUAAGAAACCUGUUACUCAACCACCUGUGAUUGCCAAUACAACUGUUCAGAGUAAUAUCACAGGAAUUAAUGUGACAGUGUCACCUUUUAAUAGCACUACACAGGGUGUGCCAAAAACUGAUGUGCCGACUACUCCUUUAAUGACAACUCAAACUACUACUGUCACUACGACGACAGUCUCUACGACAACGACAACAACACCUGUAAUGACUUCUUUGGCGCCAUCCCUGUCGAGUGAGGCGCCAAAUGUGGUUGGCGUUGAUGAAAAUGUGAAGCUCAAUUCUGAUUGGAUGCCAUUAAAACCUACUGCCACCGUGAUUAACUCAACUGUGGAGGAUAGUUUUCUGACACGAAUUAAAACAGGAGUCAAGAAAACUUGGCAUACUUUUACCGCUGAAAUUACCAAAGUGCAGUUUGUUUACUUAAUCGUUUCGAUAUUUCUUGUUGUCGUGGCGAUGAUGUUCUGUAGCGUCUGCUGCUGUUUAGACCGGCGGAAUAACGGACCGAUCGCGCAGAGUUACAACUUGCAUCAUCUGCAGCAACGCGACAGCAUCGGAUUCAAAGUUCAAAUCAUCUUGCUCUUGUUUCUUUUCAACUUCAUUUACGUCGGCAUGGAAGUGACUUAUGGCGGGUUCGUCAUGAGUUUCGCUGUGGAUUACUUGAAAUGGGAUAAGUCUGACGGUAGUUUCGUCACCGCCUUGUUCUGGGGAAGUUUCGCCUUGACGAGGUUACUUUCGAUCGUCGCUGCGAAGUGUCUUCGUCCGACAGUAAUGCUCAUUGUUGACUUGUUGAUAACCUCAGUGUCGUUGUUGGCGUUGUUGUUGACUGUAAACACCAACGAUCUCUCGAUGUGGAUUUGUACCGCGUUACUAGGUAUCGGCAUGGCGUCAUUUUUCCCGACCAUGCUCUCGUGGGCCGAACGUUACAUUAACAUGACAGGAAAAAUCACGGCCACUCUAAUCAUCGGUGCUGCAUUAGGUGAGAUGGCCAUGCCUACUUUAAUUGGUUUCCUUUUCGAAGCCAAAACGCCAAUGUUCUUAAUUUAUGUUCUGUUCGCUUCUAGUCUACUUUGUUGUGUUAUAUAUGUAAUUUUACAAAAUCUAGCAUCGAAUCGUGGAGAGAAAUAUAGUCUGCUCGCAAGCAUUCCCGUGGAAGAGGACGGUGAGGACAUCGAAAUGGACCAGGUCGACCACCUGGAUCUCAGAAAUACAAACUCUAACCAUGUGACCAAAUCAAAUAAUCACGUAGGAAAUAACUCAGCAGGGCGGCCUGCGAAGAAAGUAACCUUUAGUUUAGAGGAUGAUGUGCAACUCCUGCAGGAUUCCAGUGCAAGUGGAGAAUUAUAGGGUUUUGUUACUUUAUUUUGAUUUUCCUUCUCCAUUUUGAGAUUUCUUGCCCGUUUCAAUUCCGCCUGCUUUCUAUGCUUAGUUGCUCAAACUGUAAUUUUGUUUCAAAAUUUGCAAACUAAUGGUCGUGUAACAUUUAUCAUUAUCAUUGUUAAAGCGAGACUAGAGGCGGGAACUUGUUGUCAAAUUGGCAGUCUUCAGGUGACUUGUAGAGACAGCUAGAAAUUACUGUUACGGAGUUGUCAAAACGCAAAAUUAAAAGUACACAAAGUUUGCUAUUUCACAAAACUGCAAAAUAAGAUGGCAGCAAAUAUUUCUGGGUUCAUAGUAGUGCAGGUGUACUUGCUUUCCCCUUGAGGCAAUUCUGCAGGCACCUCUCCAUGCCAUCAUGACUUUCCUGCCUAUACUCUCCCUUUAACCUGGACAGUAUUCCCGUGUGGUCCUACUGACAGCGAUUCUGACCGUGUCAACAUUUUGUUGGAAUAAGAGGUAUUGAUUAAGAAUGAGUUGUGACCUGUUUUUAUGACUUGUAAAAUUUGUAACACAUCUGCCAGCUGUUUUCAAACUUGGCACGAAAGCAAUUAAUUUUUGCUACAAAAUAGUCGUUGGGGUCAGCUGGUUUGGAGUGAAUGGUAACAUGUGUGUAUUGGUAUCUGUUACUUUGUUAAGCCAUUUUAUAGAUAUAUAUCUUUGUUUACAAAGUGAAGUCGUUCUGACGUCGCGCAACUUGAGCUUGGUUGUAUUGGAUUAGGUCACAUUUUACAUAUGUUAUCAAAAAUAUGUAUAAUCUUAGGGUUUGACCACAGGCACCACCAAAUAUGCUAGAACUAGCAAAUAAAUCUCCUUCAAAAUGAUGUGAAUGCCAAUUUCAAGGGAGGAAGUCAGUUCCCGGGAAAACAAAGAAGUGUCUCCCAUCCUUGAAACAGACGUUCACCUCACACUGAAGGAGUUCUAAUUUCUUUACGAUUUCAAGUCAGCCAAAAUGGUCAACCCACAAUUCAUUCCAUACUUUGCAUUCCUCCCAGGGCCUAUCUGGAUUCAUCCUUACGAAACCAGUUUCCUUCUCUGGCCAACAUUAUACCCUGAUUUCCUCAGGAUGACCUGGAUAUGUAUCACUAUAUCUGUUCAUAAAAUUUCCCAUCAUCUUUUUUCUUUCUGGGCUUUGUAAUGAUGGAUUUUAUGACUAUUUUGUAAAAGUGUUAUGUAAUAUGUUUUUAUUCCAGUCAAUGUUUAUUUUGUUGUCGGAGCUAAUCCGGCGUAAAAUUUGUAUCUUUUCACAAUUUUAUGUUUUCCUUUUUGGUUGUAAAUAUAUUGGUAUUUUCAUAAGUUCUGUAUGAAAUUUAUGAUAUUGUUAUCGGCAAGAAGGCGAAAUAUUUAGAACUCCAAGAAAGCCUGGACGAUGGUAAAUGUAAACAUACUGUAGACUCCCAGAAAUAUUGGUGUGCGUUGUAUUUUUUAUUUUUCGCAUUUACAGGUUAUCGCGAAAUAAAAUCCAAUUGAAAUAACUGAAGCACCGGUAUGCAAAAGUUGCAAUUAAUGCAAGUUCACAAAAUCUUGAAAUAGUAUGGCCGCAAACGUUUUCAGGUUUACAGUACAGUGCACCAGUAUUUCUGCCUGGCAUUCUCUUCGAGCUUUAGUUGUUAUAUUCUUGGACAAAAUAUAUUUGUUAUCAAAAUGAUGAUCAAAAACUCUUUUUUUGUUUGUAUUGAAUGUGCUGCUGUACAUGUUGUUUAAUUUAAUAUCAA
Molecule: messenger RNA, 4615 nt
Organism: Lineus longissimus
Lineage: Eukaryota; Metazoa; Nemertea; Pilidiophora; Heteronemertea; Lineidae
Exons: 4
Coding region: 165-2870 (901 amino acids)
Biological process (GO): transmembrane transport
Source: RefSeq, a predicted model, not a curated record